Messenger RNA from Gasterosteus aculeatus aculeatus (three-spined stickleback), 8697 nucleotides. The record is from RefSeq and is a predicted model, not a curated record. Lineage: Eukaryota; Metazoa; Chordata; Actinopteri; Perciformes; Gasterosteidae.
CUUCACAAUAUAUGGAUUUUAGAGCGAAAACAAUGGCUUCGCCGGUCGGAAAGGCGUCUUGUUGAUUUUACUAAGUACCGGAAUGGUAGCACCAUCGUAUUAGCGCGUCGAUUUUGCACUAACGCCGGAUCGGAGAUGUCCCUUUUCUGUUAGGGUCUCAGUGUUUUUCUUGUUCGUCUCCCGGGCCUGGAUGUAGCUGCCUACACUGUAGCGGCGGGUUGCUACUUUCGGAUGAGCGGGCAGUAGAUCUCGAAGAAGCGGGGUCUGUAUUUAGGCGGAACGGAGUUCAAAACAACUGUAGGAUGGAUCCAGACGGUGGGGCAGAUUCACAAAAAGCUGUCAGUCUGCAGUGGAAGAGCUACAAACUUGUCCAGGACCCGGCAACACGGCGGGUUGCACAGAAAAUCUACAGAUACGAUGGAGUUCACUUCAGUGUGCCGGACUCCGGAUUUCCUCCCGUGGGUGAACUGCGGGACCCCAGACCCCGGAGACUAUGGUCAAGGUAUACAGAACUGUCCCUGCCAGUGCCGAAGUUAAAGCUCGAUGAGUUCUAUGUGGGUCCCAUACCCCUCAAGGAGGUGACCUUUGCCAGACUCAAUGACAAUAUAAAGGAGCCCUUCUUGGCAGAAAUGUGUGCAAAGUUUGGUGAGGUGGAGGAGAUGGAGAUCCUGUUUCACCCCAAGACCAGGAAGCACUUGGGCCUGGCCAGGGUGCUGUUUACCAGCACCAGAGGAGCCAAGGACACAGUCAAGCAACUGCACAACACUUCUGUCAUGGGGAACCUCAUUCAUGCUCAGCUGGAUAUAAAAGGCCAGCAGAGGCAGAAGUAUUACGACCUGAUAGUGAACGGGUCCUACACUCCUCAGACCGUCCCCCUGGGAGGCAAAGCUUUGACGGACAGGGUCGCACCUCAGGCCCCAACACAGCCACAGCCGCAACCGCAGCCCGACACGUCGACAGAGGUCAGACGGAGGCUCUCCAGUGAGCUCACGGGUUUGGCCGCAGGGGUCCAGGCCCUCUCCUCCGGAGGUGCCACCCCUGGCUCCGGGGAUACUGGGUUCAGUGAUCAGCGUCUGGACACGCCCCCGUCCUCCAUAGCAGGUCCCUUCACGCCAAGCUCCUCUGCUUCCUCUCAGGGUGGAGGAGGAACUCCUUUCAGCUCCAGAUCCGGGACUCCUUUCUCACAAGAACCGGGCUUCACCGGCGGCAGGCAUGCUGGCUACAACACUGGCACUUUGGGCAGCGGCUACCCUCCCCAGGACAUGCUACCUUCCUCGUCCUCGUCCUCUGCGGUCUCGUCUACUGUCGGCGGAUACAAAGUGUCUCGCUACUCCGAGGAUGCACAGGAACCUUCGGUGUAUCACCGCGGUCGCCCCAUGUACCCCCCGAACACAUCAUACCGUCCCAACGAGCCGCCCUGCUACCCCCCCUACCCCAAUGCCGGAGGGCCCGGGCCGCACAUGGCCCACCACUCCUCGAUGCCUCCGCCACCCCUUGCCGCCCAAUACGAUCCGCCCCCGAUGUCAGAACGGGACCGCAACCGCGACAGAGACUCGGGCGGGCGCUACGGGGCGGCGGGGAUCGGCUCCAGAAGGUCGUCGUACCACCACCAGCAAGAGACAAACUCUUCCACAAAGUACCAUUCCCACCACUCCCAUCACCACUCAGAACGCAGGGACGACAGGGGCUACCGCCGAGACAGCCUGGGCGCCCGAUCAGGCGACCACGGCCACCAGAGACACCGCAACCACCACCACUCUCACAACCACCAUGGCGGCGGCAGCAGCAGCCGCAGAAGGAGCAGCCACGACCCGGACAGAGACCGGGACCGAGAUAGAGACCGGGACAGAGACAGUGACUACUCCAACAGCUCUGACCCGAGAUACAAUUCCAACUCCUACCGCUCUUCCUCCAACAGCCUGUCUCCUCCCCCCUCGUCUUACUCCGCGUUCUCCUCCUCCAAGGAGCCCGCCCCGGCUCCCCCUCAGGGAUUAGAUUCCUCCGCCCGUCUCGCGGCCACAGGUCUCGCAGAGCGGGGUACCCUGCCCCCGGUAGGUGCCGACAAAGACUACCACGCCGGUCACCUGCCGCCGCCUCCCCCACCGCCUCCCCCCCUCCCGCCGGCCUCAGUCAUCGCGGCGGCUGUAGCCGAGACGCUCGGCACGCUGGACUUCAGCCAGGACAGUCCGACGCGCGAAGAGCCGUGGACGAAGCCCAAGCGGCGUCCCAGCACCCCGCCCGCGCCACCGAAGACGCCUCCGCCUUCCUCCCCGGCCCUCCCUUCCAUCGCCUCCUCCUCUACCUCCCCGUCCUCGACCUCCCUCCCCCACCAUCUUCCCUCCUCCUCCGGAUCCCCGCCGCCCCCGCAACGCGACUCGUCUUCCCCCGAGCCCGAUUCAACCAACGAGAGUUUACCGUUCGUUUACCACAGCAGCAGCCUCGACUCCCGCAUUGAGAUGCUCCUCAAGGAGCAAAAGGCAAAGUUCUCUUUCCUGGCCUCCGAUGAGGAAGACGAGGAGGAUAAAAAGGAGGAUAAGCAACGGGGAGAGCGCGUGGACGGAGGAGAGCAAAGGGGCGGGUCAGGCACCGCAGCAGGCGAGCACACGGGUGGAAGUCAGGCGGGAGACAACGGGGAGAAGGACCACAGGAGGAAGGGGGACAGAGACCGAGGAAGGAAACGGGGAAAGGGGGGAGAAGGACGGAAGAGUCCCUCUUUACUUUCGACGACCACACCCUCCUCUUCCGCCUACUCUUCCCACCACCUUUCCCCAGAGGAACCCCAGGUUGUCCUCGCUGGGACUGGGGCUCCGCAGGAGGACUCUUCACAGGGUGGAUCUGCUGAUGCACAGAGCAGGACGGGAGCUCACACGCCGCCGUACAACGGACAGACUCAGUCGUCCCCUCACUCCUCAGGGGAAGACAUGGAGAUCUCCGAGGAGGAGGACGAGGGGACCACCAUAACAACGGUGACCACCCACCAGCCCUCAGUCGCCUCCGGUUCCUCGCCCUCUUCGUCCCAGGCCGCCCUGCCGUCGCAAACGACGGACCCCUCGUCUUCGUCCCCAUCCGUCUCUGACUCUGCACAGCACUUUGGCACCUCCAUGCACCCUCCCAUACCUUCCUACCCUCCACAUUUGCCUCCUCCACCCCCUCCUGGUUACUCCCUCCAGCCCCCGCCUCCCCCUGGGAUUCCUCCCCUGUCCCACAUGGAGCUGCACCCAGAGUACCCUCCUCCCAUGCCCCACCACAUGUAUGACUACGCCACGUCCAUGGAGCUGAUGAGCCAGUACAGCGGCGGCGCUCCGAUGUCCUUCCAGAUGCAGACGCACAUGCUGAGUCGGCUGCACCAGCUGCGCCUGUCUUCAACCAACGACAGCCCGGGUCCGGGCGAGGCUGCCACCGCCGACUACACGUCCUACCAUCUCCACUCGAUGCCCCCGACCCACACGCACCACCCCUACAUGGACCACGAGGGGAGCGGGGCGGGUGCGCCCUACGACCAGGACCACCACUACAUGCCCCACCACAUGGCCUACUCCUACCCCGACCCCCACAGCACUCAGAUCCCUCCCCCGCCCCACCACGGCAUCCCGCCUCCCCACAGCGGCUGGCCGCCACACGCCUUACCGCCGCAGUACCCCUCUUACAUGCCCCCGCCGGGCUACGGCACCAUGCUGCCCGGGGAGGGAGACGAGUACCGGGCGCCGGGGGAGGAGAUGCCCCUGUUGGCUGAGAAUCCGCAUGAGGCCACAGUGCAGAUGGUCCUGGGCAAUCUGAUCCAGGAGAUGAAGAACAUCAUGCAGAGGGACCUGAACCGCAAAAUGGUGGAGAACGUUGCCUUCGCCACGUUCGACGAGUGGUGGGAGAGGAAAGAGACCAAGGCCAAGCCUUUCCAGACAAUGGUUAGAGGGGUGUCUGCCUUGCGGGACGAUGAGAAGAAGGAGGAGAAGGUCAACCGUCCUCGGGAGCCCCUCACGUCUCUGGUGGACUGGGCGAAGAGCGGCGGCAUGGAGGGAUUGUCUCUUCGGGGAGCGCUGCGACUGCCGUCCUUCAAGGUGAAGAGGAAAGAACCUCUGGAGCUUGAAGAGGGAGACAUGAAACGGCCGCGACCCUCGACCCCGCCGGACGAGGAUGACGAAGCUGCCGAGGGCAGAAUGCCAGAAGCCAACAGACACGGAGCUGAAAGGGACAACAAGAGGAGGAAAAAGAAGCCGAGAAAUCGUAAACCUUGGGAGCUCGGCAGUGAGGGGGAGGAAACCUCGGACGGCUCCUCGACCGAGAAGGAGGAUGAAGAAGAAAGUGAAAAGGAGUCUGAUGACGAUGCCCUCAGUGUUGAUAGUGACGAUGAGAGCCUCUCUUCGUCUUCUGAGGGCUCUUCCUCCUCAGGAUCCUCGUCUUCGUCCUCCUCUGACGAUGAGGAUGAAGAGGAAGGAGAGAGGGCCGACAGUGACGGGCCAGACAGCAUGGACGACUCCACCAUGGACAGCACAACCGACAAAGAUGCCAGGGAGAAUCGUGCAGCUGCCGUUUCAAAGGCGGAGGUCAAAAUAGGUGGAGCCAAGGACAACACGUCAGACCCCACGGCAGCACCCACCAAGCGUCCUCCGUCCCCCCCGUACCCGCGUCCGUCUUCCCCGACUGUUCUUCUCCCCCCGCUCAAGAAACGCAGGAAGACCGUCUCGUUCUCACAGGGCGAGAUCGACAGCAAAAUGUCGAGCGCGCCACCGUCUCCGGCCGCCUCUCAGCUGGCGGGUGAAUCGCUCCUCCUCUCCCCAUGCAGGCCCGCCGACUCCCCCCUCGCUUCCUCCCCGUCCCCCUCGGGUCGUGCCGCUCAGGGCAUCCAGCUGCUCCCCUUUGCCUCCAAGCCAGGCGAAGGCAACGCGCUCACCGUGCCCCCAUCCGGGCGAGUCCACGAUUCGGAUGAGUCCAAAAGGGGCCUUCUGGUUUCUCCUCAGAACACGCCGCUCAAGUCCCCCGGAAAACGCGGCGCGGGCAAAGACUCGCCCAAGUCCCCCGUCAUGGUCUGCCGCACCGUGCAGAACCUGCCAUUGGACCACGCGUCAAUGUGCAGGAUGGCCUUCGAGGAGGCCCCGCCCCCACCCCCCGUCAACAAGCGGUCCAGAGGCAGGCCUCGGACCACCAGCCUGUCCGCGUCGUCCCUGAGAGAGGAAGACGAGGAUGAGGAAGAAAGAGAGCAGAGGUUGAGGCUCAGAGAGGAGCUGGGGGCCACCAGCCUCCUGCAGCUGGCCUCCGCCUCAGCCACCGACCUGUCGGUGUUGGCGGCCGUGGCCCUGAAAAUGGACCCUGACGCCGGGGACUCGGAGGAGACGGAGACGUCCGACGAAGCAGAGGAGCAGAAGAUGGAGGAAGAUCUCCUCUCCCCAGAGUCACUGGCCCUGGUUAUGAGCCCAGAGGGGGUCGUUGUCCGCAUGGAGCACAACUACUGCAAACCCCUUGUUCUCGCAGUGCCGUCCGGCGCCAAAAGGACUUCCAAACAGGACUCCUCCGUCUUACUCCCAGCGGACCUCAACGCCAUCUCUGGGGUGCUUGAAGCGCCGGAGGAGGUCAUCGGAGAGGCGCUACCGUCCAGAGGAGAUGCAGGAGAAUACUUAUCUGCAAUUGGAGUCCUUUGUGAGGCUGAGGAUGUGGGCCAGGCUGCAUCCCUACCGCCGCCGAAGAAGACGACUGUGGUUGGCAAAGGUGUGGAACUUGAAAAGGACAACAGCAAAAAGAGGAGAAGAAAAGACAAAGAGAACAUCGAGGUUCCGCUCGCACUGAAGCAGAAGGAGCAGCCGGGCAAGAAACAGAGGAAGCGGAAGCGAGAGGACUCUGAGGAGGACGUGGACGUGGAGGAGCUCGAGUCGGGGGAGCUGUCCAGCUCCGACACGGAGGACGAGAUGCUUGACGACGUGAGGAAAAGCGAGCGCCUCUUCCUGCAGGAGGCCGGGGUCACGUCCCAGCGCUGGCCCAAACCCGCCCCGGCCGCGCCCGAGCUACCGGCCAAGAAGUUCGACAACCGCGGGGAGUUCGAGCAGAUGACCAUCCUGUAUGACAUCUGGAACUCUGGCCUGGACGGCGAAGACCUGAACCUGCUACGGAAGACUUAUGAAAAGCUGCUGCAGGACAACCACAGCUCCGACUGGCUCAAUGAUACUCACUGGGUCAGCCACACUGUGACCAAUUUGCCAAAUCCUCGGCGGAAGAAGAAGGCCGCAGGAGGACAGCUCCGCGAGCACGUGACCGGUUGCGCCAGGAGUGAGGGCUACUACGCCAUCAGCCGCAAGGAGAAGGACGUCUAUCUGGACCUGGACCUGCCCGAGCAGGUCAUACGGGAGGUGGAGAAUAUCGACAGCUCGGGAGCCAACCGGGUCCUCUCAGAGAGACGCUCGGAGCAGCGCCGCCUCCUCACCGUCAUCGGCACCACGGCCGUGAUGGACUCUGACUUGCUCAAACUCAACCAGCUGAAGUACCGUAAGAAGAAGCUUCGUUUUGGACGCAGCAGGAUCCACGAGUGGGGCCUGUUCGCCAUGGAGCCCAUUGCUGCCGAUGAGAUGGUCAUUGAGUACGUGGGUCAGAACAUCAGACAGAUGGUGGCUGACAACCGGGAGAAGCGGUACGCGCAGCAGGGCAUCGGCAGCAGCUACUUGUUCAGAGUGGACCACGACACCAUUAUAGAUGCCACCAAGUGUGGGAACCUGGCCCGAUUCAUCAACCACUGCUGCACUCCAAACUGCUACGCCAAGGUCAUCACCAUAGAGUCCCAGAAGAAGAUUGUGAUCUACUCGAAGCAGGCCAUCGCCUUCAAUGAGGAGAUCACCUACGACUACAAGUUCCCCCUGGAGGACAACAAGAUCCCCUGCUUGUGUGGAACGGAGAACUGCCGGGGGACGCUCAACUAGCGGACGCACUGCUUUUGUUCCUCGCUUACCAACGGACAGCUGGACCCGGUCCACCCUCCCCAAGAGUGGAGCUGGAAACAAAGGCGCCCCCAGACGACCCCUCCCCCUCGUCCCCCUAACCCCUCCUAUCCUCACAAUGCCCAGGAAACGGAGAGACACACACACUUCCACUUUUCAUUCAGCCGGCCAUUUCGUGUGAGUGAGAGGCUUGUGUGCGUGUGGGAGGGAGGGGGGGGGUCAGCAUUAACGUGGCAGUAUUGUUUGGACUGCUCCGUGCAGCCAAGCAUAGAAGGUCUUUAUAUUCCCACGCCUACCUGUGAGCACUAGAACAUCAGUAUUGUACUCCUACGUCGGCGUCAUCGAACCACCGCGUUCACUCUUCCAGUGUCAAAUCCCGCCCUCCCACACACACACACACACACACACAUCUACACACGCACACCCACAAACGCACAGGUAUAUCUGACAAAUUCAGGGUUUUUAAAAAGACUUUUAAGACGACAACUUUAAUCAAUUUGGUCUUCGGUUAUGCAAGAUAUCAAAGCGUUAGGAUUGUUUUGGAGCUCUUUUUAAAAAAACAUUAAUUUCAUAGUAUUAUAUUAUCGCUGUUGUUUAUGGUGUUGUCGUUUAGUUGCAUUAGCUGUGAGUAUCUUACAGCGGAAUGAGCUUCAGUGUAUCCUCGCCCCGUGAAACCAUAAUUUCUCCGCUGUGCGUUCCUCUCCUGAUCCGCCACGAUAUUCUGUCCUUUUUAACUGUUUUUUAACCCACCGUGAAUAUAGGUCUGUUAGGUUGUUGCUAAGUUAAGUGUGUUUUCUUUUACAGGAUCAGCCUAACUUUUUUAUUUUCCUUCCUCCCGCCCAAGUUAAAGUCGGUGCUGAGAAGCCGUUGACAGUUUGUUAGGAUCUCGACGUCUGGUUUUUAGUUCCAUGAAGGCAACUGUUUCCUAUUUCAAAAGAGGCUUCUUCUUCUUCUUCUUCUUUUCCCGCUAGCUCUUAAAAGCUUUUACCAUCAAACCACCUUAGUAAUUGUGUUCAGUGUUCGACUUAGACAGUGUGUGCUACACAUGCUUUUAAACAGCACAUUUAUUUGAGUUGGUCAGGUGUUUUCAAAAGUUUAGUUUAGUAAAGUUUUUUUUUUUUUUUUUUUUUUUUUGGGCAUCUUCAGAAUGCGUUAUUUUCAGUGUGGAUUAAUUCGCCCUCCCCCCCAAAAAAGACCCCAUCCCUCCCUGAAAAACGGAUCAGCUAAAUGCAAACAGAAGUCCUGCGUCCGACCCGUUUGCCGCGUCGAUGGCUGGGAGGUAGACGACCUCCCGCGCUGCACGCAGCAGGACGUUUGUGGCCCUUGUUGCGUCUCUGUUUUACAAAUGGCCGUCCUCAAGUUUGACUUUAGUUUUCCACUUGUAACCAGAAGACUUUUUAUUUUGUUCCCUCCCGAACAGGAGCGUGUGUGUAAGAUGGUUCUUGUUGCAAUGAAAGCCUUUCAGUACAAACCAACCCUCUUUAAUACAGGAUAAAAAGAUGAAAGGAAAAAAAAAUCAAAGAUGUACAUGUAAAUAUUAGAGAGGUGUUUGUUUCUCGUAGAAACACACCGACUUCAAGCUGUAAAUAUGUUGUUCCUUUUCCUCUCAAUGAGGAGGAAACAUGUACAUACCUUCCAUUCUUUUAUUUUUUAUUGUUUUUCUUUUUAAUUUGAUGAUUAUUUUAAUAUUAUUUGCAAUAUUUCUCUUGUAUUAAUGCGUUGGACCCUUUAUUAAUGGUGCAUUAAAAUAUUUUUUAAAUAAAUGAAAACCUCACGUUCA